Rhododendron vialii is the source of this 2197-nucleotide messenger RNA. Its product is annotated as pentatricopeptide repeat-containing protein At1g80270, mitochondrial. The record is from RefSeq and is a predicted model, not a curated record. Gene Ontology annotation, molecular function: protein binding. The transcript has 3 exons. NCBI's taxonomy places the organism in Eukaryota, Viridiplantae, Streptophyta, Magnoliopsida, Ericales, Ericaceae. Gene Ontology annotation, cellular component: mitochondrion. The coding region runs from base 160 to 2046 and encodes 628 amino acids.
AGUUAUCCAAUUCGGCAAAAUAUCUCAAAAGGGUAAAGGGCACAGCAGACUAUCAGACGAGGGUUUUAGGGUUUAAGAGUGGCGGAGCUUGCUUAAACGCUCUCUCUCUCUCUCUCUCAUUUCAUCAAGUUAGGGUUUCUGGUUUUCUCCAACAUCACGAUGUGGGCACUUCGUCGAGCCUCCAAUCCUCUCAAGAAUCGAGGACUCAGCAUCAGAACUUCUAGAGCUUGCUGUGUAAAAUCAGAAGUGCCAAGUUGUCAUUUGGAUGACAAAGCUAGUAAUGCUGAUUCUUGCCUAGCGAUAUCUGAGGGAUAUAUGUCUUUGAAGACAUUUUAUAGAGCAAGUCAUGGUUCUCCAAGACCCUUUGUGGGACGGUGCAGUUUUUCUUCUCAGGCUGAUUCAGAAAGCAGCACACAGGAAGAAGACGAUUUGGAGGAUGGUUUUUCUGAGCUUGAAACUCCGGCUAAUGCUGAUGUAAUUAAAGAGAAGCAUGUGGAUGAAGUAAAUGAAGAUGAAUUGAUUUCUGAACCAGAGCUCUCUGAAGACGAAGAUGAUGAUGCUGAAGGUCCUCAAAAUGAGCUUGAAUUAUCUGAUAUUGAGGCAGAUAUUGCUGAGAAAAGAUCUGCACGGAUGGGAGCUUCUUCAGCAUUGUUCGACGCUAUCAUGCGUGCUCCAGGUUUAUCUGUCCAAAGUGCUUUGGAUAAUUGGGUUGAGGGGGGAAAUGAGUUGACUCGGUCCGAAAUAUCCUUGGCCAUGCUUAAUCUUCGAAAGCGUAAAAUGUACGGGAGGGCUUUGCAGCUCUCAGAGUGGCUUGAGUCAACGAAGCGGCUUGACUUCACUGAGAGAGAUUAUGCUUCUCGACUUGAUUUGAUUGCCAAGGUACGCGGUCUCCUGAAGGCUGAGAGCUACAUUGACAAGAUUCCGAAAUCCUUUAGGGGAGAAGUAGUCUACCGAACCCUUUUGGCCAAUUGUGUUUCCGCCAACAACGUGAAGAAAGCAGAGGAAGUGUUCAACAAGAUGAAAGACCUAGAAUUCCCAAUCACUUGCUUUGCUUGCAAUCAAUUGCUUCUCCUUUAUAAGAGACUUGACAAGAAGAAAAUAGCCGAUGUUUUGUUACUUAUGGAGAAAGAGAACGUGAGACCUUCUCGCUUCACUUAUAGACUCCUUAUAGACACAAAAGGCCAAUCCAAUGACAUACAUGGGAUGGAUCAGAUUGUUGAGACCAUGAAAGCUGAAGGGAUCGAACUUGACAUCAAUACACUAUCCGUACUGGCUAAGCACUAUGUAUUCGGAGGGCUCAAAGAAAAGGCAGAGUCUAUUUUGAAAGAGAUGGAAGGAGGUAACAUAAAAAAGAACCGGCGGGCUUGUCGGACUUUGCUUCCUCUUUAUGCAGCAAUGGGGAAGGGCGAUGAAGUGGAGAGGGUUUGGAAAGCUUGUGAGUCUAACCCUAGAAUUGACGAGUGCUUAGCUGCCAUUGAAGCUUGGGGGAAACUGAAUAGAAUUGUUGAAGCAGAGGCAGUGUUUGGCCGGAUGCAAAAUACAUGGAAAAAGCUAAAUGCGAAGCAUUAUUCUACGUUAUUGAAAGUUUACGCGAAUCAUAAGAUGUUAAGUAAGGGAAAAGAUCUUGUGAAGCAGAUGGCAGAUAGUGGGUGUCGAAUUGGCCCUUUCACUUGGGAUGCAGUUGUGAAGUUAUAUGUAGAGGCUGGGGAGGUGGAAAAGGCAGACUCAAUUCUUCACAAGGCUAUGCAACAGAACCGUAUGAAACCAAUGUUCAGUUCUUACAUGACUAUUAUGGACCAAUAUUCAAGAAGAGGCGAUAUACGUAACUCUGAGAAGAUGUUUCAUCGGAUGAGGCAAGAUGGAUACAUGGGUCGGAUCCGGCAGUUCCAGUCAUUGAUCCAGGCUUAUGUUGUUGCCAAGGCUCCAGCGUAUGGGAUGAGGGAGAGGAUGAAGGCAGAUAAUAUAUUCCCAAAUAAAGCAGUGGCAGACCAGUUGGUUUCUGUUGAUGCCUUUAGGAAGUCUGCGGUAUCAGAUUUGCUCGAUUGAGGAUUUCCGGGCACUCGAUGACUUUUAGUGUUUAAGUUGUUUGGUACUUGAUGCUUUAAUCAAACUUGUGUGAUUUAGGUUGAACAGUUGGGAUCAUCUAUUGCUGUUUUGUGCUGCUGUUGAAGUUUUAACAUUUCAGCCCUUAAGAUCA